Rhipicephalus microplus (southern cattle tick) is the source of this 1534-nucleotide messenger RNA. It is a transcript of the gene Sirt2, whose product is annotated as NAD-dependent protein deacylase sirtuin-2. NCBI's taxonomy places the organism in Eukaryota, Metazoa, Arthropoda, Arachnida, Ixodida, Ixodidae. The record is from RefSeq and is a predicted model, not a curated record. Gene Ontology annotation, molecular function: histone deacetylase activity, NAD-dependent; NAD+ binding. Gene Ontology annotation, cellular component: nucleus.
CAUCCACCCAACGGCACCUCUAGUUCCUGCUAUUGCUGUUCCGAAUUCACCUGUGUUCGCUCAUCGCGCAGUAAUUGCGGUUGCAGAGUCUUUGUGAAGUAAACCAAUAGAUCGUUUGCCGUAUUAUCUGGGUUAUAUUCGACAUGAAGAAAGGAGGUGGCACUGAAGAGGGCCUGCUCACGAAAGCGCCAGAGGAGGAGAGUUUGAUUCCCGAGUCAACUGCUGCACCAGCAGAUGGCUCCAGCAGCAAGCUGUCAUCUUCCAAGGCCAGUGGAGCCAGCCUUUUCAAGCCCGAGGAAGAAAAAGCAGAAAAGCCAGGCAAUCUCUUGAGCCACCUGAGUGACUUUCUGUACCAGAAACUUCGCUUCGGAAAUGAUGAGGAGCCUGUGCACAUCCUUGACGAGCCCACUAUAGACGGCAUUGUACGAUACAUCAAGAGCGGAAAAUGCAAAAACAUCAUUGCUAUGAUAGGAGCUGGGAUCUCUACAGCGGCUGGAAUCCCUGACUUCCGCAGCCCAAAUAGUGGCAUAUACUCAAAGCUGGGGAAGUUCAACCUGCCAUCACCAGAGGCCAUCUUUGAAAUUGGAUACUUCAGGAGGAAUCCGGCACCCUUUUAUGCCCUGGCUCGCCAGCUCUUCCCGAAGAAUCUUAAGCCUACGCUGAGCCACUGCUUCUUGCGGCUCCUGCAUCAGAAGGGCCUGCUGCUUCGUCUCUACACUCAGAACAUCGACUGCCUGGAACGAUUGGCCGGUAUUCCGGCGGAGGCCAUUGUGGAAGCACAUGGCACCUUCCACACCUCUCACUGCUUGUCGUGCAACUGCGAGUACUCUCUUGACUGGCUGCGAGCGGAACCGGCGCGUCCAAACAAUCUGCCACAGCUUGCUCACUGUCAAAUUUUAUUUCGUGCAGACAUUGUGUUCUUUGGUGAAAGACUUCCUGACCGGUUCUUCGACCUGUCGGAAGAGGACUUUGCCAGGUGUGACCUGCUGCUCAUCGUGGGCACUUCCUUGCAGGUGCAGCCAUUCGCCGGACUUGUGGACAAGGUGCACAACUCUAUUCCCCGUCUCCUGAUUAACUUGGAGAAAUGUGGACAGGACAACCUGGUCAGCAAGAUCCUAGGACUUGGGUGUGGCCUUGACUUUGACUCAGAGGCAAACUUCAGAGAUGUGGCACUGAUCGGCACUUGCGAUAAUGGCUGUCGGGAGAUGGCUGACCGGCUGGGAUGGAAGGAUGACUUGAUGCAGCUCAUUGACCAGGUGGAAGUGACUAAUGCUGAGCAAAUGGCAUCCCAACAGGAAUCCCAACACUCAGCCUUCUACAUCCAGCGAACAAUUCUCGUCGUCAAGUUGGUUCCUUUCAACAUCGCUGCUGAAGGCAAUCUUAGGAAUUCUCUUUGCCGAACGACUUGACAGCACCAACAACAGCUCAUCACCAUGUUUAUCUGGGCCCAAAGAAUGUUUCACCAUCCCGUCACCAAGCAAGUUGCCUUCAGUGUGCUGCCAUUUAAACAAAAAAAUAAACAAAAAGAAGCAGG